ACUGAAGAUCUUCAUCGCCGGUUCUCCAUUUCUCCGUCUCUGCCUUCACACCCGCAACUCUCUCCUCCACCUUUUCUUUUCUCCACCAUGAGCCUGAGUCGCACCAAGCGAAUCAGCUCGGGAUCCUCGGUGCGCAGCGGGGGGUUCGGGGGGGGCUCCGGUAGGCCGAGCAGCUUUGGCGGCGUCUCCCUGAGCGGGGGCUCCAUGUACGGGGGGGCCUCCGGGCCUCAUCGUGGCUCGGGGGGGGGCCCACUGGCCGCGCUGUCCGUCAACAGGAGCCUGCUGGCCCCCCUCGACCUGGAGAUCGACCCCCGCCUGAGCACCAGCAGGGCCCUCGAGAAGGAGCAGAUCAAGAGCCUCAACAACCGCUUCGCCACCUUCAUCGACAAGGUGCGUUUCCUGGAGCAGCAGAACAAGAUGCUGGAGACCAAGCUGGAGCUGCUGCAGGGUCACGGGGUCGGCCGGUCCAACGUGGAGCCCCUCUUCGAGGCCUACAUGGCGGGUCUAAGGCGCCAGAUGGACCUGGUCAACAACGACAGGAGCAAGCUGGAUGGGGAGCUGAGGAACAUGCAGGGCCUGGUGGAGGACUACAAGCACAAAUAUGAGGACGAGAUCAACAAAAGGAACAACCUGGAGAACGACUUUGUGAUCCUGAAGAAGGACGUGGACUCAGCCUAUCUGGUGAAGGCCGACCUGGAGGACAAAGUUGGAGCUCUGACCGACGAAAUCAACUUCCUGCGUAACGUCUACGAGGAGGAGCUGCGUGAGCUGCACGCCGGCAUCAAGGACACGUCGGUCGUGGUGCAGAUGGAUAACAGCCGCAGCCUCAACAUGGAGAGCAUCGUGGCCGAGGUCAAGGCGCAGUACGAGGAGGUCGCGGCCCGCAGCCGGGAGGAGGCCGAGGCCUGGUACAAGAGCAGGUUCGACCAGAUGUCGGUGCAGGCGAGUCAGUACGGAGACGAGCUCCGUGUGGUGAAGGCCGAGGUCGCAGAGGUCAACCGGCUGAUCGGACGCCUGCAAAGCGAGAUAGAGGCGGUCAAAGCUCAGCGUGGCGGUCUGGAGAACCAGCUAACUGAGGCCGAGGAACGAGGAGAGCUGGCUGUGAAAGAAGCCAAAGCUCGGACCAGAGACCUGGAGGAAGCUCUGCAGAGAGCCAAGCAGGACAUGGCCCGACAGCUCCGAGAGUACCAGGACCUGAUGAACCUGAAACUGGCUCUGGAUAUCGAGAUCGCCACCUACAGGAAGCUGCUGGAGGGAGAGGAGGACAGACUUGGACAUCAGUCCAUCCUGAACAUCCAGAGUGUCUCCAGCUACAGUACUAAAAGCACCAACGGUAACCACGGCAACGGUGGCUCCCCCGUCCCGAAGCUGCUGAUAAAGACGACGGAGACCAGAGACAGCUCCAGAUACAGCUCUCACUGAGACCAGGACCCGGGCCGCUGUGGCGUCCUUCACGUAGAACCUCGUCAUACUUUACAGUAAAUGUCAGAUACAUUUAUGCUAAAUUUAGAUUCAUCUGACAAAUACAGGAGAAACGAUCAAUUACUCUGAUUAACCGGCAGUUUUUGUGUGUAAUCUCUAUCUAUCAGUAACAUUUAUGUAUUAAUCUUUAGCCAAUGUUUGUUUUUACAGACCAAACAACAGUUGAUUUAUUAGUUAAAGUAAAAACCCUCUUCAGCAUUAACGCCAGAGGAAUACUAAUCCACUGACAGAUGAUAGAAAUUAAACUGUCAGUUUAACUAUACUGAAAUACUUCUGAAGUAACAUCCAACUGUACCAGAGUAUUUUUACUGUGUGGUUUGAGUACUUUUACUGCAGUAACAGAGUACUCUACUCAAAAUAGACACACAUCAGGUAUCCACCUGUGUGUGUGUGUGAUUUAAUUAUUAGGUUCAUUACUUUUAUUUACUGUUGCAUAACGAUCCUCUAAAUGCAGGAAAUGAAGUAGAAACAUUGUUUCUGAUAUAAUUCAGCAUAAAGAGGCGUUAAUGUGCUUAAAGUCUCCGGUCUUUGAGUUAAUAAAAUGUACAACGAUCAGAAUGUAUAUUCAAUAUAAAAACGAUUAAAGUCAGAACUGUGUGUGAUGUAGAAAAGGCUAAAGUACAGUAAGUACACUACAGAGUACUUCUUCCUCACAUCAACAUAAGAAUCAUAUGUGAGUCAAUAAAACAACAUGGUUUAA
Molecule: messenger RNA, 2182 nt
Organism: Gasterosteus aculeatus aculeatus (three-spined stickleback)
Lineage: Eukaryota; Metazoa; Chordata; Actinopteri; Perciformes; Gasterosteidae
Product: keratin, type II cytoskeletal 8
Biological process (GO): keratinization; intermediate filament organization
Cellular component (GO): keratin filament
Molecular function (GO): structural constituent of skin epidermis
Source: RefSeq, a predicted model, not a curated record